Molecule: messenger RNA, 12020 nt
Organism: Spirometra erinaceieuropaei
Lineage: Eukaryota; Metazoa; Platyhelminthes; Cestoda; Diphyllobothriidea; Diphyllobothriidae
Source: the annotation of a GenBank genome assembly
AUGGUGAGUACUCGCUUGUAAAACGCAUAUAAAUAUUGCCUUUGCUGCGAUUCUUCUGUUUUGCAUAUUUUUAUCCGAGUGCUCGUGUUCUUGGGUGCUGUCUAACUCAAGAAGUAGACUCGUCCUACCAGCAUUGCUAUAUUACUUCUGCCUGUGUUUCUCGCACUUUUCCGCUUAUCUUAGUGCUGUUUUAUCUUACCUCCCUGGAAGACAUCCCUAAAUAUCAUCCCACCGACUCAGUGCUAUUUUUACCAGAUUUGUUCACGUGAUCCAUUCACUUCUUUGUUUUGCUGCUUCUGUAACAAGAAUCAUUUCGAAAAAAUCCACGAAAUUUUCCUCUACCGAUAAUUUUUAAUGUCUGUAUUUUCUCAAACAUUAGUAAUGGCAGUUGCCCAUAGUUGUUGCAGCUUUCCAGUCUCUGUUAGAACCUUGCUUAUUUUCUAGGUCCGUAUAGACUAUCGCAAGCCAACCCUCUAACGCUGAACAAAAUUACAAGUUCCUCGUAACGGUUACUUGUGUAUGUAGGCAUUCUGUUAUUUGGUUUCUUAUAACAGUUGCUUAUAGCGCCUUAUCGUGAACCCCUUUCACACAGAAAGAUUUCUUAAUUUCUGCUGCUUUUACUGGGUAGUCAUAACUUCUGAUCACCUUGUACUGACUAGUAACCAAUCAUUACCGAUUUUUGACGGUCUUCAGUUACCCCCUGUGGUGGGACCACUGGCAACCCAUCCCACCGCCGGUGUUGGCGCCCCGAUGUCGUAUGCACCACAAUGGCCCACCAAUGUCACACCGCAUGGUAUUUCGCCAAAUCAAGUGUCUCCUCAGGGCGAAAUUUUGCAAAAUUCGGCCGGCAUAGGUCACAACGGCGUUUUGUACAGCGCCUUCAAUCCAAAUACCCUGCGUCAGCAUGCUUCUCACUUACAUAUUCCUAUGGUUGGCGGGCAGACCGUUAACCAGGCCUCACCAUCCCCAAGUGGCACCGGAUUUUGUCCCGCCCCAUUGCCGUCUGGCUACUCUCUCCUCAAUCCGGCUCUCCUUACUGCCUUCGCCGCCCAGCCCAGUGCGACGCCCUCCCGCCCUCCAAAUUUCUACAUUCAACAGGGUUCUACACAACCUGGCGCAGUUCGCGGCGCCCUUCUUUCCUCUCACGCAUUUCAAUUGGCUCACCCGGGGUCGCACAACAUCUCUCCGGGUCCAGUGUGUAUAGGUCAACAGCCUACUCUUCACAACCCUUUCCAGUACAUCCCCACACCAAACGGCCUGCAACUGGCGGCAUUUUCUGCUGGCAUAACUAGUCCGCCCGGCAUUACAAAUCCGUCAAUGUGUUCAUUUGCCCAUCCAUCUCCUAUGCAACAUGGUUCGCAACAACAACCGAAUUCGUUAGGUCCCGUGCAGUUCCGGAGUUAUGAUUCUCUCAAGCAUUUUGGAGCAUUACCUCACCCACAGGUCUGCUUUUUCUCCUUUACCCUGAGGCCUUUGCGUGCCUGUCCCGCCUUUUGGCUUUGCUUAGUCACCUCUUCACCAUUAUUUGUCAAAAUAUGUUAUUCAGCCACUGCAGCUACUUCAAAUCACUUGGCCGAGAUUGUGGGGAACGUCGCAGUGCACCCCUAAAAUGUUGAAAUUAGGUCUUACGGUGACCCUUGGGUAAAUACCAUACCUGAAGUGCCAAAUACUUGAAGCUUUAUUUCGGUCCGAUCAUAAGUGCAUUCUUAUGACGACGGCUUUGUUACCUCAAGGAAUUAGAUUGCGACAUACUGCAGGUAACUCUCACUAGCUUCCCAACGUUUUUGUAAACCACCGGCUGUCUGUUUCUGUGGGUGUUUUUGACAUUUCAUCCUGCGCCAACGUACACGAUCUAGUUAGACUCCUGGCUUCUAUCUUUUUAGACAUGCUGAGGCUGCGCGUUUGAGUUAACAACUCAUCUUGUUCAGACUUCCAUAGUAUUAAUUCCCGGGCUCACGGAACAAUUCGCUUUUUCUCAAACUGAGCAGCGUGGAACACGCGUAUCGUACCUAAAACCAUUGUUCCCUGGUUGACCCUCACCUCCUUUCACCUGUCAGCGACCCUUUACGUUACGGUUCUUUAUCCCAUCUCCCUCUGCUGUCUGCUGCACUACCGAGCAUGUCUUUGAGCUGAGACUUUGUGGUAUUUUUAGAACCAGAAGAGAAAUAAAUCGAUGACGACUUCCAAGACCAAUUUAUACAUAUCCGGACUCUCCGAAUCAGACACGGAUGAAACCGUCCGUGCACUUGUUGAAGAUGUCGUUUGUCCAAAAUCAUGCAAGGCGAUGCUUCUAAACGGGAGGUGCAAAGGUACUUUGUAUUCGUAUUCUAUGCGGAAAAUUAAGUUUAUCAAUGCAACUUUUCUUCCAGUGUUUAGGCUACGCGUCAUCCGCGACCCUUGCCGGUUAGUCAGUACGUUUCAGAUGUGAUGGUGGUGUACCUAAAAUCAAUUAUUAUUCAUGUCAUCCCGGGAUUAGCUAAUCAGACAUAUUAUUCCCGCCGUCUUUAUCUAUGAACUCCCAGCUCUGUUUUCCGAAGUAGGCAUCAGUUUGAAAGACUUCAAGUGUCCAACUUUACCAUAGUCAUCAUUAGCACUCAGGCGCAGUUUUCAGUGAAAUGGAUGCUUUUGAUACAUCAUGAGGAAAUACUGUACUUACAUCUCUGUAGGUUCAGUGCGCAGGCAGGCCGUUUGUUUAAUAUGGCUGGACCGUACGUAGAAUAAAACAUUUUUGUUUUGAAUAAAAAUGGUACAUUCUUCCGCUCACUUUUCCUCCAACAUUUUUAAUAAUGUGUGUUUAUCACAGAGAUGUAAUGCCAAAUGCGUACCGGAGUGGGACCACGACGAGGAAUUUGAGAGAAACAUCUAGUAAAUAUUGUUAUGAAUAACGCUAGUCAACCAUUUUACAGGCCAAUAUAGAGGAACGCGUAAUACGAAUGCUGCUUUAUUUAUAUGCGAAGUACUGAAGGCCGUUUAGAAACCUUUCCAUGCACGAACGUGUAUUUUCAAUUUAUACCCUGGCCUAAGUAACCAACCCUAUGCUUGACCAUUAUUUACUCUUCUAUGUGGGCUCGUAAGGAACGCAUAGCCCUGUCAACAAGCCAGCAUUGUGGAAAAUCUAAUCGUUCUUCCAUGCAUUUCUGUCAUGAAUUGUGUUUGCAUGGGAGAAGUCAUGCCGGUCUUUCGGGCCUAUUGAGACUUAAGUGCGGCCUCUGCCACCCUACUCUCCUCUGCUGUAAUUGGGCUCAUGUGCAUUUCCUGAUACCGCCUCUUACCGAGAGCACUGAUGGUCCUUGUUUAGCAUAGCGAGCGAAUGGCCGUCUUGAAGGUCAACGUUGCGUAAGCCAUACGGGCUUCCAGCCCCCCCCCCUCCCAAAAAAAGUAUGCUUCUUUUCGGGAGACGCCAGUUUGAAAGCCAGCGUCGCCGUAUAUUUCUGCCAAGACACCUGCAAUGAGUAGUCUUCAUUAUUAAUUUUCCAGUUUGGCGUUUGACUUCGUUAUGUUUUACUCACUCUUCUCGAAUGCGUAACCGUCCUUUUUCAUUGCGUCAGGUUCCGGCUUUAUCGAUUGUGUCUCAGAGGAGGAUGCCAUAAAGGCCUUGAAUCACCUUUCUGAAUUAGCCAGGAGCGGCGGUCGCAAGCUCAACGUGAAAUACGCUCUGGAGAAUGAGAAAGACUUGCUCAAUGUGUAUGUAAAGAACUUGCCGCGCACUGGUUUUACCAAGGAGACCCUAGAAAACCUCUUCCGACCCUACGGUCAGGUGACGUCUGUAAAGCUCUUGGAAACAGACGGCAACUACACUGGUGAGUGCGACUUCAGUUGAAGCCGAGGUGUUUCUUGUCUCGCCUUCUUGUUCUCUGUUACGUUGCAUCUGUAGGUAGAUCUCACGGGUGAGAUAAUUUGUUGUGCCAACUUCUUAUUUGGUAGGGCUUCUACCUUAUCCGUCAUAAUUAGACUCAAUUGAGGAAUUCGCCCGCAGCUGUCCUGUCUCUGGUUUGGAGCCAGGAAUUAGUUCAUCCUACGACUCUGAUCUGCAGGAAGGAUCGGAUUCCCGCACUGAGUAUCACGUUCAACUUUCUUGAUUCAGGAGCCUGACUCGCAAUUGGUUGAAAUUCCUCUGUUUAGAAGGGCUCUACCCUGGAAAUCAGUACGCCGUCAUCUCUUUGUCUCGGAUAUGAAGUCAUUCGCGGAAGCUGUGACUACCACUUAUCCCUUCCGUGAGGGGUGUCGAUGUAGGGAUCUUGUGGUGAGCCUUGAAGUGCGGAGCAAUGCAUCAGUGCGAAUGAGUUGGGUAUGAGGUCGCCUUAGCCAGGAGCUUGUUACAUACCAGACCUUACUCUACUCAUGGCACUUCAACCGUAGGACAUCAGCCUGGUGUCCUCAUAUGCCGGACAUCAUCUUCCGGACGACUAACAGUAGCCUCAGGUCCCCAUGCGGUUCCGCCAUCAAAUAUUUCAAUUUUUUCAGUGACUCAGUUUCUCCAAGAGGGUGCUGCUUUGCAACUACCUGGUGCCACACUUAAGUUUCCGAAGUUCGCGCUAUCUUCGCCGUUGUUCAGCUUCACGGGUUGCGUUUUAUUUCGGGUAUCGUCAGUUGAGGUGGUCCUGAGGGUAUUGUGUGCGCUCGCAAGACGAUGCUUGGUUCGGAAUGCUCGUUGAAGCGGGCCACCCGGUACGCCCGUUGCCCAUGCCGGUAUCCUAGUGCGAUCAACAUUAGACAAAGGUCUUAUUCCACGUCACGCAACGCGGUCACUUUUGUCCAAUCUGUUUGACUAGGACUUACCGACUAUGUGAAGCGCAUUUAACAAACUACACAUGAAGCUGACAGUCGUGUUCUGGAAACUUGUCGAAUGACGGUAUAAUUUAGUCCUACUCAGGUGUAGGGGUCAGGCUGCAGCGGCUCCUUAUCGUGACUUUUUGACCUAUGUGAGAUCCGAGAUGACAUAGUUAAAAACUGGUUUAUGUGGAGUUAGAAACGAGGACAAUCGGUGCCCAUAGUCGGGGUUCGAUCUCUUCAGCCACCGCCCCCACGCUCACCUCUAGUCGUCAUCUGUCAAUGCAGAUUAGUGAAUGACAAUGAGUUCCGUGACGCACAAGUAUUUCUCGUCAUAAAUAAAGGUUGGCUCAGUUCACUACUGUGUCUCUCUGGAACAAUGGCAAUACUGUUCGCCAACGACGAAUUAGCCUACUGUAUUAUAGCCUAUUUUCGUUGGUCUUUGUUUUGCUAACCUCGCACUUCUUCACACCCAGGCAUCGGAUUUGUCAGGUUUGCUUCCGCAGAGCAAGCCCAGCGUGCUGUGGAGAGCAUGAAUGAGGCGCGCUGUGUGCUUUCCGAUAGUCCUGGUGGCGGCAAGCCAAUCUCCUGCAAGCUGGCUGAUAAGGUGGAUUCUAAGCGUCGAGCUGUCAAUGCGGCAGCUGCGAUGGCUGCAGCGGCGGCUGCCGCUGCCUCUGUUGCUGGUGGCGGUAGUUCCCACUCCGCCUCCGUCGGUGGGCGGGACGGGAGACAGCAGUCCUUCCCUUCCUCCGCAGUCGUCUCAGGUUGCAACGACGCUCCCCAUCAGACAGUUCUUUCGAACGCCACUCACCUCCUUCAGACUCCCCAACAGCAACAACAACCAGGCCUUGCAAAUUUGAUCUUUCAACCAGGUAGCUCGUGCCUUUGUCCUGGCAUAAUGUGAUAUUCACUUGUGGGCUGGACAGAGUGCAAGCGUGGUCGCUUUUGGGCUCAGUAGAGCAACGCCAUCGGUUCGGCUUUAGACGUAGAGAUUAAUAAGUCGUCUGGAAUUCUGACAUGACUACCCUGCUCCAAUAAUGUGCACGCCACGUCAUCUCUGACGGCUAUGGUCAGAAUGCAAAAAAAGAACUGAUUUCAAAAAGCAUUCUAUGUCACUGAAAUUUCGAGGGUUUUAUAGUGAGGACGAGCGUGUUGAAGUGGUCUUGUGCAAACUUCGAAGCGCUGUUUUAUUGUGCUUGGCAGGGCUACGCUUAAGACAGGAAUAACUGACUUCAAUGACGCCUUGUACCACACUUCUUCACAUACACACACAUAUGUCUGUGACACCGGGUUUGGCAAACUCCGAGCACUCGUCUCCAGCUCGGGAGAUCAACUACCGAGGGUUCAAAAAACGUCAUGACAUCUUGACGAGUAGUGUCGGGUUAGGUUGCAAUCUGACAGCUUUUUUCAGUGAAAGGGCGGCGUUGGUUUCGAGGCAGCACAAAACCCACAUAAUAGCGGACUUCAUGAAUGACCUCACGUUGUUGCCGUAACGAGCAUGGGCAGUAAUUUCGGAGGACGCCUCCAUGCUUCGCUCAUAAGAUCGUUUUCUAAUAGCUCUGGUUGAGGACUUCCAGUUUUAUCGCGUCUGACGAGCGCAAACCAGCCUCCACAGCUGUCGUGGGGUGAGAGGCAGACCAGACGGGUUCCUGAUAAAUGCCCAUGUGUUUAGCAGUUAAACUUGCACUGGACCACUUGACGCCUUUGGAGUGUAACAAACCUCGCAGCAAGCAUUGAUUCUGUCGACGAUGUCCCGUUGGUGUAGCACCCUGUCUCUGGGCUAUAUUUGAUGAAAGUUCCCGCCUCGUGCUGGAUAACUGUCUUCUGGUCAGCCUCGAUCGCCGAAGCGAUUGAUUUGAUAGUUUAGCCGUAAUGGGACUCAACCACGUCGUCUCUAAGCCCCCGUUAGAGUCAACGCUGUUGCUGUGGUUACGGUGGUAGCAUCGGACUGGACAGUAGACGGGCAUGUCAUGGUCAGACUUGGAGGGGAUAAGUUCGUAACCGAUGACCACAAGGCGUGGACAGCAAUGGUCCGUGAUGCCAUUUAUCCUAUAGCAGGCUAAACCAGCACUGGUUCUAGUCAAUGUCCACAAAAGUGAAUAGCCGGUUUACUGAUCCCGAUCAUCCGAGAGGCUGUGUAGGUCUUUGUAACUCGGUGUUAAUGUUGCUAUCUCAACGUACUUGGGGUCAACUGUAACUCGGGCGUCGUACGAACCACGUAUAGUUUUUUUCAGGAAUCCAACCAUUCAAGUUCAGUCAAAUGGGUGCCAGGACGCCUCCUCGUCGGUCUUAUCAAAGAAUUCGCAUAAUCUCGCUGGCAUAGGUAGAGCAACAAUUGACUCUGAUGGGAAAGUUUUUUUGCAAUUGGAGUAUGAGAGAAAUCGUGUCGAGUCGUAUGGAGAGACUGUAUUCCUAUUAGAUCGGCGUGGAGUGGACGUUUUAUCAGUAAGCUACCUUUCCAGUUCUCUCCGCCUGUGCAUCAUAUGGUAGUCUCACAACUUCAGUCAUCUCUCAAACCUAUGAGUGUCGAUAUUCUACCGAAAGAGAGUGGUUCAUCACCAAGGAUUCCGUCUUCACACCCACUCUCUGCAUCUCCUAGGCGUCCUCACUGAUGGAACCCUCGUCUCGAUACCUCCGGUCUGCCCACCUGCCUACCAUCAAGUGGUGCCAACACAGGGUUACCGUCAAUCGACAGCGACAACAAACACAGUCGCUGCUGCUACCGCCGGUGAUGUGACCGCAACGAUGGGUAGCGUCGGUUACACCAGUCCCACCACGUCCACCUGCACUGCUUCUUCGCUUUCUAGCCGCGGGGCUCUUCUUGAGGCCCCUCCCGCCGCUUCCCUCGCCCAGUCAGCCGAUGUCCAGGGCCUGACUGUGAUCCCUCCUGCCUCAUCAUCCCCCUCCGCCCAAGUUCCGGGUGUCGAAUUACGAUUUCAACCCACCACCCAGCAGCAACAGGUGAGUCGCAAAUGGCCAUAUUCCUGACCGAUGGGAGCUAGGACCUUCGCCGAGCCUCAUGGGUAACAGGAAGCAUUAAGUCAACGUUCCUAAUUACUGAAGGAGCCAGUCGGUAGAUAGAAGAACAGGUCUUCCUGUUAACCCUUCACGGACAAUAAGUAGUGAAGGCGAGUGAACAGAGUAAAAGCUGAGUGAGUAGGCACUCAAGUCCGUCAGCUAAACAGCGAUAGCGUUGUCAAGGUGCGGAGGGCUGAUAUCUGACACACCGGCUAUCUUUUAAAGUACCAUAAAGCCAAAUAACGUCGAUGUGUUGUACCGCUUCCGUUUCAAUUCAGUUAAAAGAACGCCGAAAAAUAUAACCUCGAACAAGAAGUCGGGACGGCUGUUUAGGACUUGCUUGCUCUCAUGAUUCCCAGAAAACGCCGUACGUAUACUAUCUGCAAUUGCUAUUGGAAUCCGUGCUACGCCGUCCGCGAUAACUGACGCACUCAGCAGCCCUGGUUCAAUGGCGCACACAAAUACUAUGCUAGGCAGGCUACUCAAUUAAGACCAGGCACAUGAGAUUGAUCUCCUGCAUGCAUGAACAUUCCUCGACCCCAGUCCACAUAGUCUAAAAACGUUUGAGUUGCGAAAAUUCCCAUCAAAAGAUCCAGAUAAUUAGUUGACGAGCAUACAUAUGCUUUUUUUCCUGAAACGGGCCACGCGGCAGAUGUGCUGAACCAACGGGGGGGGGACUACAGAGGUGUCCUGCAGACGUUAUCGUGAGUGCGCAUCCAUAACAAGCUGUGGUCGCACGCCCAUGUACAGGCUCGCGUCGCACCAACUGGGAUCCGAUUCGUCCCCUAUUUUUGUUGUAUAAAAUCCUGAUCGGUGUGCGUUGUGGGCCAGGGACUGUGGUGGCAUGUCUGGGCGCGGGUUUUCGCCCUGCCAACCGCCUGUUCUCCUGUUUCCGGUCUACUUGAUUUUGUCUUGACACCGGGUCCACCCCGGGGGGAGGAGAAAGUGCGGUAGGUGCAACGCUGUACGUUACGCCCACUGACCCAGGAAUCUGGGUUCGAAUUUCGGGUGAUCUACACUCGGUGUGGGGUAUUGCCGACUGACGACGGUCAGCAAGCCAGAAAUGGUCAUCUCGAUCACAACCGACCAGACAAGGGGCUUGUGGUUCAAUUGUGGAACAUUGGACUACUUGACGCUAAAUGAUCCAAGAACCCGGAUUCGAACCCGGUCAUAACGAUCCCCCUUAUCCUUGUCGGCUCUCCUGCCUACUCUACAAACAUCUUUGUCGUUUAUCCCUGUGCGCGCGCCAAUGUCAAUCCUGGCUAACACGGUAAAACAACGUACCUACACCCAUAGGACUUCGUUGAUAAACUUCCUCGCCAUGAUCUGUCGAUCCUUGUCGGGGACUGGAAUUGUAGGUCUGGAUAUGGUGAAUCCACACUAUUAUUGGUUAUUCACGUGGCAAUGAUGAAAGGAUGCUGAGUCUAAUUAAUCGGAACUGGAUAUUUGUCGCUAGCACGCGCUUUCAUCGUCGUUGCAAAUAUCCAACCUGGUACUCAAAUUAUGGUUACAUGUACAGCCCAAAUGACUGCAUUCUUGCCAGACCGAUAUUUCGUAGUGGAAUUCAUGAUAACGGAGCGGUGCAUGGUGCCCACACUGGCCACGCCUACCUGUCAGGUCAUGUCCUCGUUCUCCCACGCCGAGGAGUUCAUCUCAUAUCCACGCUAAAAAGGUCUCAUAAAAGACAUCUUGAAGUCCCAAAGCUACAGCAAUCAAACAAAACCUAAUCCGGUUUCGCUAUGCAGCCAGAGCCGAAAGAGCAGGUAGUAGCAAAUGAUCGCCGUAGAGGUUUUCAGUUCGCGACGCCACCGGAGGGAAUUUCCGUACUUUCUCAGUGACGCUGCAAUGGCUGGGCCAGCUGGAGUACAUUACAGCUGUCAACCCAGACGUCUCCAGCUGGAUCUUGCGAUGACGAUUCCUGUCGUCAUCCCCGAAAAAUGACGGCAAAGUCGACUAGGGAUGACCGCAAAAUCCUUAAAUUGAAGUGGUAACUUCCAUGUAGCUGACUACGGGCGUCGGCGGCACUUGAAAUCUCAACCGACUUAUUCGCCACUGAGAGUUAUUACGCGCAGUUUGGUUGGCGGACAAGAUCAAGCGCUGUGUGAGACUAAUUCAAACGACUUCCAAUCUUUAUGACCAACCCAUCACAAUCCUCUCCGCUGCAUUGGCACUUUAUCCUUUGCAAAUUUAUACAAUCUCGUGUAAUAAUCUUUCAGGCAGAGAUUGGGUGUCAAUUUCAGCUUGGAGCCGACCGAGUAAAUCUGGGCGAACGCCUGCACGGACUGGAUAAGCACCUGUAAGAGAUUCCGGCUGUCAGUCCUGGUCAGAAAAUUUGAUCCAUUUUUCCUAUGUCAUUUUCUAGUCAUUGCCUCAGCUUAGUUUGGGCGAAAGAAUCUUAUAUGGGAGACUCGACCUGGUCAUGCUGGUUGCCACGUGAUGUCUCCUGAAACAACCUCUGAAGUGAUCUGCUCGACAAUCUGCGCGUCAUUUCGUGUUUGUUGGGCUUCGAUUAUUUAAGAAAGCAUACACGCGAUGAAGCGACUCGGGAGGGUUUUUUGUCCUUGAAGUGCCAUCUUCGGUUCUGCACUCUUAACCGUUAGGCCUGUCUCGGGAGCCAGCGACAAAACGGAGGAGGCCGGAAUGAACAUUCAUCACUUAUUGCCCGUCCUCAGCCGUCCAUACUCUGAUGUUGAGUUCGAAAUCUCAGUGAAAAAACAGUCUGUAUGCAGUCUAGGUCACCGUGGACUUGUUACCGCUUUAUGACUAACUGCAGCAAAUCAGCCAGAAAUUUCCGUUUCAAUCUGCCCUGUCUUGUCGGCAAAUUCCCCGCUGUUCGGCCGCCUGUAAAAUUUCUAUAUUGGAACCAUAAAACGAAGUGUACAUUCAGUCCGGAUGUACACUGGAAUCGGAACUUCCUGUGAUACAGGUGGCCCCACGCUAGAUUCGAGGAAGGGUACUUAUUCCCGUGUCCCACCUCUGAUGCCGGGGAGAGGGGGAUUCCUGCCUUCCCCCCCCCCGUGUCGCACCGCCUUCCGUUCAGCUUGCCUGUGUUGUCUCGCUUGGGUUGACUUUUUAGGUCUAUUAAGUGGGUUCCGGUCACACUUAUUCUUUUACUCGUAUUCAGUUAUAGGAAGGGAAACUGCUGCAACUUUCCUGUUGUCCGUAUAGGCUUUUAUCUCUAGUUAGGUUCUCUGGGGUUCGUGCGGAUUAUAAACGUGAUUUAGCUACUCCUGCCCCCUAACCAGUGUCUUGUAUUGUUUUAGUAUAUGACUGGUUCCCAACCCCAACGAUUGGCUGCCGUCACGAACUCUCCGCAGGCUGCCUAUGCGUACCCCAGUCAGUACCACCAUCUCCAGUAUCCAAUGACCACACAACAGCUUUCGCCCGCUCAGCCGCUAGUUCCUGCAACCCAGUCGGCGACAUCAGCCUAUGCAAUUCCCCCUGCCACCUCUCCGCGUGAACAGCAGCAGGCGCCGAUCAACCUCGUCUCCGACUUCCAGGCUCUGAGUCUUCAAGCUGGUCCGCCAGCUGCUGUGGCUUUCCCUUCUGCAACGGUGACUGGGGACUUUGCCGACUGCUCACGGUCCGGUGAUGCGACUCGCUUUUCUGGUGACACCGGCGCCGCCUACCCGGUCGUCUUUAGGGCGGAAGUGCCGCUCGAUCCAUAUACAGUGGAGCCAGUAAUGUACGCUGCCGUUGCUCCGCAAGCGCUGUAUCAACAGCCAUCUCAACAACCGGAACCACUGCAGCCAUCGGUGGAAGAGAAUUCCACUUCCCUAGCGACUGCGGGGGUUCCUGUCACCGGCGAUGGUCUCAGUGAACCGGCGGUGAAGGUUGAUACUGCACAGCAGCAGGCUGCGACAACGGAGGGGCAAGAAAAGCCUCCAGAGCCCAAAGACGAUGAUUCUCCCAAGUCCAUGCCUCUAAAGGAAGCGGGGACGACCACCACCCCGCCUAGACGGCAUAACCAGACACCGCCCCAACACAGUCAACAACGACCCGCUCCUCGCCGCUCACUUAAGGAGGCUGAUCAUCAGUCGUCUGUGCAUCAUAGUCACCAACGUAACAUGCCCCCCAAGCCGAAUACUACGCCUUCGACAGCUUCGACCUCGGUUACUCCCCCCAGCAAUGAAGAUUCGGUUUCCGCAGCUGGUGGCACCGCGUCCCAAGAGUCUGGUCAUUCUACUUCUAUUUGUGCAAAUGACGCCUCAACAGUGGCUUUCUCAGCCUGA